This is a messenger RNA of Lodderomyces beijingensis, 1992 nucleotides long. Lineage: Eukaryota; Fungi; Ascomycota; Pichiomycetes; Serinales; Debaryomycetaceae. The record is from the annotation of a GenBank genome assembly.
AUGUUGGCUAAAACUGUGUUUGCUGUAUUGGCAGCCUCGUUGACCUCGGUUGUAGCAAGCGGCAACCAAGUCGCGUUAUACUGGGGCCAAAAUGGUGCUGGUGGUCAAGAACGAUUGUCGUACUAUUGUCAAGAUGCUGGAGUCGACAUUGUCUUGUUAUCCUUCUUGAAUGACUUCCCCGACCCCACCAACGUCAAUUUCGCCAACCAGUGCGGCAACCAAUAUCCUUCUGGUUUGUUGCACUGUUCGCAAAUCGGAGAAGAUAUCAAGACCUGUCAAGCCUCGGGCAAAAAAGUCCUUUUGUCUUUAGGUGGCGCUGCUGGUACUUAUGGGUUCAAUACUCCCGCCGAUGGUGCUGCUUAUGCCGACGUCUUGUGGAACAAGUUUGGUGCCGGCACUGAAGACAGUGAGAGGCCGUUCGAUGAUGCUGUUGUCGAUGGAUUCGACUUUGAUAUUGAAUUAGGUUCCGACGUUGGAUACCCCGAGCUUGCCCAAGCAUUGCGUUCAAAAUUCAGGAGGCAAAGUGCAAAGAGCUACUACUUGUCAGCAUCACCACAAUGUCCUUACCCCGACUCCAAAGUUGGAGCAUUGAUGGCUCAAGAACAACUUGAUUAUGCAUUCAUCCAGUUUUACAACAAUUAUUGUUCAGCCAAUGGUGACUUUAAUUAUGACACUUGGGCAAAUUAUGCAGCUGGUGCCCCUAACCCAAACAUUGAAUUGUUUGUUGGUUUGCCAAGUACAGGCAAUAUUGAUGGAUAUGUUGACGCUGACAAGGUCGGUGAGAUUGUUCAAGAAAUCAGCUGCAAUCGUAACUUUGCAGGUAUUUCAUUAUGGGACGCCUCUGGAGCUUGGUUAAAUGCCAACAAUGAGGGUCAGAAUUUCGUUGCUCAAGUCAAAGAUCAGUUGAAUCAACACAGCUGCGCGGCUACUACUACCUCCACUGUUAAUGAAACUAGUGAGUCAGCCAAUGAGACCAGCGAGGUUCCUCCAGUGGAUGAAACCAGUGAAAACGACACUCAAACCACCACUGACGCCACCACCGCCAACACCGCCACCACCGCCACCACCACCAGCACCACCAACGCUGCUGCUAACGAGACUUCAGACGAACCGGAAAGUCAAGCUACCGUCACUGCCACCACCGACGCUGUUGACGAGACAUCAGAAGACUCAGAAACUCAAGUCUCCACUGUUGCUCCUGGACAAUCAUCAGUGCCCACAACUGUAUAUGACCCAACUUCAUCAGUUCAAGCAACCGUCGGAUACCAAAACAGCACCAACGUCGAAACAACCGCUUUACCACCAACGGCAGUUGCACCUGGCGCAGCAAGCGGCACGAGCGGCACAAUCAGCACAAUAACAGCAGUCGGCACAACCGUCAUUACAAUCACUUCAUGUUCCAACAACGUCUGCACCCACGUACCAGUGACCACGGGCAUUGUCACCGUGACACAAUUGGAUACCACAUACACUACCUUCUGUCCAUUGACUGCAUCCACCUCCCUCGCACCAGGAGCCGCAUCUGCUCCGGGUGCUGAUAACCACAACAAACAGAUUGUAAGCAACAUCAAAACCACCGUGCUUACAAUCACCUCAUGUGAAAACAACUACUGUCAAAUUGCCCCCGUCACUACGGGAGUUCAAGUUGUCACUGACGCUGGAACAGUGUACACCACUUAUUGUCCAUUACCUGCCACAUCCGCCGCCACCGCGGCUGCUGCCUCAUCUGCAAUCCAUGAAGAAGAUGAAACAAGUUACGUUACUGUUCACUCGACAGUUUAUACCUAUCUCCCUACCUCAGUGGCUGCUGCUCAGGAAUCAGCAUCAACCUUAACAGCUGGUGUGCCUGUUGUUCAGCAGCUGACAGGAGCCCAAAAUGGAACCGAGCCUGCAGUUGAACCUAUACCUGUUUAUGAGGGCGGUGCCUCUGUUUUGAACUCGGGUGUAGUUUUCAGUGUGGCUGCUGUCUUGGUUGGCAUGGCUUUGUUCUAG